Molecule: messenger RNA, 1068 nt
Organism: Anisakis simplex (herring worm)
Lineage: Eukaryota; Metazoa; Nematoda; Chromadorea; Rhabditida; Anisakidae
Source: the annotation of a GenBank genome assembly
AUGGGUUUAUGUCAAAGUCAAGAGGAGAAAACAUUAGCGCAAAAAAGUAAGGCGAUUGAUAAAGAGAUGAUGCAAGGACAUAUCGCGCAACAGAAGGUCGUCAAAUUGCUGUUGCUAGGUGCUGGUGAAUGUGGUAAAAGUACAGUUCUGAAACAAAUGAGAAUAUUGCACACACAUGGCUUCACAGAGGAAGAGAUGCUUCAACAGAAAGCGGUUAUCUAUAAUAAUACAGUGCAAGCGAUGGCGUCAUUGCUGAGAGGAAUGAAAACGUUGAAUAUUCCACUUGAAAACCCACAACGAGAGACGGACGCAAGGGUUGUUUUGGACGUGGUCAAGGCUGGCAAUGAAUCAGAGCCAUUAACUGCUGAACUGGCAAAAGCGCUCAAAAGUCUUUGGUCAGAUAGAGGUGUCAGCAAGGAUGCGUAUGGUCGAGGAAAUGAAUUCCAGUUGCCUGAAUCUGCGAGCUAUUUCUUGGAUUCCAUCGAUCGAAUCGCUGCAUCAGACUAUAAGCCUACCGAACAGGACAUUCUGCUGAGUCGAAUUAAAACAACGGGUAUCGUAGAGGUGAAAUUCCAAAUGAAAAACGUUGAUUUUCGGGUGUUCGAUGUGGGUGGACAACGAUCUGAACGUAAAAAAUGGAUUCAUUGCUUCGAAGAUGUGAACGCAAUUAUAUUCAUCGCCGCAAUCAGUGAAUACGAUCAAGUUUUAUUCGAAGACGAAACAACGAAUCGUAUGAUCGAAAGUAUGCGAUUGUUCGAGUCUAUUUGCAAUAGCCGAUGGUUUAUUAAUACCUCGAUGAUUUUAUUCCUCAACAAGAAAGAUUUAUUCCUGGAAAAAAUCAAGAAAACAUCCAUUAAAAUCGCAUUUCCCGAAUAUAAAGGACCGCAAACGUACGAGGAUUCCGUUAGAUUCAUUGAGGAGAAAUUCGAGGGGCUGAACGCCAAUCCCGAGAAGACAAUUUAUAUGCAUCAGACUUGUGCAACAGAUACGAAUCAAGUUCAAAUGAUCCUGGACAGUGUUAUUGACAUGAUCAUUCAGGCGAAUUUACAGGGAUGUGGAUUGUAUUGA